AUGUCUUCCUCCGAGAAGUCGCCUUAUUUUGCCUAUUCCUUUAAAAAUCGAGGAGGAAGAGAUGCCCUCUCAAUACACUACUAUUUGCAUCGGUCAAGACUUGAAAAUUCAAAAUCGGUGAUUGACAAUAAAACACCAAGAACAAUGAUUGCCCGACCAAAGAAAAGAAAUCAACAUCUCAAUGGCGAUAUGACGGAAUCAAGAGCUGAUAGCUCGUACAAUUUUACUUCGCCUUCUCUUUCUGGUUUUCUAAAUUCGCCUCGGAGCGCAGCAAACUCUCCGUCAUCGCCCACAAAGAGUCGUGCUUCGUCAAGUAGAUCCCGAGGCCCUCGUUCCCAAUCUGCUCUUUCUCAUCAAUCUCUAAGGCAGAGAUGUAUGACCUCCAUGUCGGAAGAGCUUAGAAAUUCUUCUCCACUAAGUUUUUCGGAAAUACAAGAAAUAGAAGAAUUAAGCACUCACAUAUCCAAUCAAUUAGAACAACAAAAUGCUUCAGAAAGAAGGGCUCAAUAUGAUCAAUAUGUCAUUAACACACCAAGAGAAAGGUUUUUAGAAGACAAAAAUGAUCUUGAAAUUUACAACAAAUUUGCUGCUAUGGUGAGCAAAUUUUCCAACUCGGAAAUAGAGGAAAUAUUGGAAGGAGUGAGGAAGCAUGUGCAUGACUACAAAUUACUUAGAGAAUUUGGUGGAGAUCCCUAUGAAAAUUACUAA
Messenger RNA from Naegleria fowleri, 708 nucleotides. RefSeq lists its product as uncharacterized. The coding region runs from base 1 to 708 and encodes 235 amino acids. Lineage: Eukaryota; Heterolobosea; Eutetramitea; Acrasida; Naegleriidae. The transcript has 3 exons. The record is from RefSeq and is a predicted model, not a curated record.